Messenger RNA from Engraulis encrasicolus (European anchovy), 2731 nucleotides. It is a transcript of the gene mcm7, whose product is annotated as minichromosome maintenance complex component 7. NCBI's taxonomy places the organism in Eukaryota, Metazoa, Chordata, Actinopteri, Clupeiformes, Engraulidae. The record is from RefSeq and is a predicted model, not a curated record. The coding region runs from base 159 to 2333 and encodes 724 amino acids. Gene Ontology annotation, molecular function: ATP binding; ATP hydrolysis activity; single-stranded DNA helicase activity. Gene Ontology annotation, biological process: DNA strand elongation involved in DNA replication; DNA replication initiation; DNA replication. The transcript is spliced from 15 exons. Gene Ontology annotation, cellular component: nucleus; MCM complex.
CUCGCGCCAGUUUUUGCACAGUCCAUGCCGUCUGUUGAGAAGGGUUGCUGUACAUUUAAUACAAGGAAUAUCAAAUUGUGCAACUUUCACCAUUACAAGAGCUUCGGCAUUUCUUUCUACACGGGAGCAAGUGUGUGAGGAAGUUCUGAUCUGCAAGUAUGGCUCCAAAAGACUACGCCGCUGAGAAAGACAAGUGCAAGCGCUUCCUUCAAGAGUUUUACAGUGAGGAUGACAAUGGAAAGAAGGUCUUCAAGUAUGGUGCCCAGUUGGUGGCUCUGGCUCACAGAGAGCAGGUGGCCCUGGUAGUGGACAUGGAUGACAUUGCAGAUGAGGACCCCGUGCUGGUGGAGAGCAUUUGCGAGAAUGCCAAGCGCUACACAGGCCUGUUUGCCGAUGCUGUGCAUGAGCUGCUGCCAGAAUACAGGGAGAGAGAGGUGGUGGCCAAAGAUGCAUUGGACGUGUACAUUGAGCACCGUCUGAUGAUGGAGCAGAGAGGCCGUGACCCUGCAGACACCCGCGACCCCAGAAACCAGUACCCCGCCGAGCUCAUGAGGAGAUUUGAGGUGUACUUCAAGCCCCCCAGCACGGCCAAGCCCAAGGUGGUACGCGACGUGAAGGCGGAGAGCAUCGGCCAGCUGGUGACGGUCAGAGGCAUUGUGACCCGUGCCACCGACGUCAAGCCCAUGAUGGCCGUGGCCACCUACACAUGCGACCAGUGUGGCGCAGAGACCUACCAGCCAAUCCAGUCGCCCACCUUCAUGCCGCUCAUCAUGUGCCCCAGCCAAGAGUGCGUCACCAACAAGUCCGGUGGCCGCCUCUACCUGCAGACCAGGGGGUCAAAGUUCGUCAAGUUCCAGGAGCUGCGCUUACAGGAACAUAGUGACCAGGUGCCCGUGGGUAACAUCCCUCGUUGCAUGACCGUGUACGCUCGUGGCGAGAACACCAGGGUGGCACUGCCAGGAGACCAUGUGGCCGUGGCCGGAGUCUUUCUGCCCCUCCUCCGCACGGGCUUCAGACAAGCCGUUCAGGGUCUGCUAUCUGAGACCUACAUGGAGGCUCACAGCAUCACACUGAUGAACAAGACUGAGGACGACGAGCUGGGCACUGAAGAACUGAGCGAGGACGAACUGCGACAGAUCACAGAGGAUGACUUCUAUGACAAGCUUGCGGGCUCCAUCGCCCCAGAGAUCUACGGCCACGAGGACGUGAAGAAGGCCCUGCUGCUACUGCUGGUUGGAGGAGUGCAGCAGGCCCCCAAGGGCAUGAAGAUUAGAGGCAACAUUAACAUUUGCCUCAUGGGAGAUCCUGGAGUGGCGAAGUCCCAGUUGCUGUCCUACAUCGAUCGCCUUGCUCCUCGCAGUCAGUACACUACUGGACGAGGCUCCUCCGGCGUGGGUCUGACUGCUGCCGUGAUGCGCGACACAGUCACCGGGGAGAUGACCCUGGAAGGCGGCGCUCUGGUGCUGGCCGACAUGGGCGUGUGCUGCAUCGAUGAGUUUGACAAGAUGGCCGACGCCGACCGCACGGCCAUCCACGAGGUCAUGGAGCAGCAGACCAUCUCUAUCGCCAAGGCGGGUAUCAUGACCUCCCUGAAUGCCCGUUGCUCCAUCCUGGCCGCUGCCAACCCGGCGUACGGUCGCUACAACCCCCGCAAGACCAUCGAGCAGAACAUCCAGCUGCCGGCGGCGCUGCUGUCCCGUUUCGACGUGCUGUGGCUGAUCCAGGACAAGCCCGACCCCGACGCCGACCUGCGGCUGGCCCAGCACAUCACCUACGUGCACCAGCACUGCCGCCAGCCCCCCACACACUUCACCCCCAUCGACAUGAAGCUCAUGAGGCGCUACAUCUCCAAGUGUAAGAACAAGCAGCCGGUGGUUCCAGAGGCCCUGUCCGACUACAUCACAGCAGCCUACGUGGAGAUGAGGAAGGAGGCGCGUGUCGGCAAGGACACCACCUUCACCUCCCCCCGAACACUCCUCUCCAUCCUGCGUCUCUCCACCGCUCUGGCCCGUCUGCGUCUGGUGGAGGUGGUGGAGAGGGAGGAUGUCAACGAGGCCAUGCGGCUCAUGGAGAUGUCCAAGGACUCCCUGCAGGCCGACAAGUCAGCCAACACCAGAACCCAGAGGCCUGCUGACGUGAUCUUCUCCCUGGUUCGUGAGCUGGCAGGCGAGGCUGCGGGCGGUAAGCGCGGCAUGGUGAAGCUGGCGGAGGCUGAGCAGAGGUGUGUGUCCCGCGGCUUCACCCCCGCCCAGUUCCAGACGGCACUGGACGAAUACGAGGAGCUGAACGUGUGGCAGGUCAACCAGGCUCGCACCCGCAUCACCUUCGUGUGAGAGAGAGGGCUUACAAAACCGGAUCUGUUGAUAUUAGGACUGGCCCGUACAUACACCGAACACACACACCACCAGACUGUGGACAGAAGGAGCACUGGCAUUGAGAAGUGUGGAAGAACACUUAAUGGAGAAUAUCAAUGGUGGAAAUCGGUCUGUUUUUUCCUAUCUGCUCAUGGCAUUAUGUAAUCGUUUCUGCAGCGUCAACAUGCCACAACGGGAAGGAAGAAUUGUGGGAACUCUGGACUUGUGGGAUUGUGGUUUUCUAACUUUUCGCUACCUGCAAUGAGUGAUUUAAUCUUUCUUUGCUUGGAAGAACCUGUGCUUUCUGUAAAAUGCUUUUUGCCUAUGAAAUAAUGUUGAUAAGUUUUAUGAAAUAAAGUUUUUGUGUAUGCACACAA